This is a messenger RNA of Drosophila willistoni, 4310 nucleotides long. Its product is annotated as supervillin. The record is from RefSeq and is a predicted model, not a curated record. Gene Ontology annotation, cellular component: cytoplasm; actin cytoskeleton. Lineage: Eukaryota; Metazoa; Arthropoda; Insecta; Diptera; Drosophilidae. The transcript has 9 exons. Gene Ontology annotation, molecular function: actin filament binding; phosphatidylinositol-4,5-bisphosphate binding. Gene Ontology annotation, biological process: actin filament severing; actin polymerization or depolymerization; barbed-end actin filament capping. Bases 409 to 3924 code for a protein of 1171 amino acids.
UGUGUCCCUCAAACUGUGUAUCUAAGUACAAGUGCUUGUGAAACUGUUUUCGCCAAUCUACUGAACAUUGCAAAAAGUAAAAGUCACUCGGGCAUAUCAGCAGCAGCUCCCCCACCACCAAUCCCAUCUGGUGGUAUAUCCAUUGGCAUUGGCCCACAAUUGCCCCCACUUGGCACCAGCAGCACCGGCAGCGGCAGCUUUGUCAAGUUACGUCAUGUGGAUAAAGACAAUGAAGUGAACCCAAAGGAGGAAUCAACAACAACAUCAAGUCAACACACAACUGAUAAGCAAGAAGAGCUCGAUAAAGAAUCUGAAUCAGGUGCCAGCGGAUCAGCGGCAGAUACUUCCAAUAAGGCAACCGCUUUGCCCGAUUUUCUUCAAGGCGUGCGUCGCUCAUCGACUCAGGUCAUGGGCCCCGAUCAGCGCACAAUAUCCAUAGCCAAGACUGGCUCCAUUGCGGAUCGUUUGGCGGCUCUUCAAAAGAGCGGCGAGGAUGAUUGGAAGAAACGCAUAUCAAAGCGCGAUGAAGUCGAUGAUAUACGUCGCGAAAACUUUGUAAAUGAAUCGCUAUCUUUGGCCCAUUCGCUGUCGGACAAGCCAUUACCACCAUCGCCCCUAAUACCAACCAGCCUUGAGGGUGGCAAAGUCUCAGAUCGUUUGGGUAAAUUGCAAUCCAAUUCAGAGAAGUGGAAACAACGCAUAGAACAAACCGAUGCCAAGAAGUUUACAGUCGCUGGACGACUUCAGACGAAAUCACAAUCUCCCGUGGAAUUGCAAUUUCAACGUUCACCCAAUGAUGCAGCCAAAAAGUGUCCACUGCUUGAGGUGCGCAGUGCCAAUCAACCGCAAUUGGGUCUGGCCAAAAGUCCCUCCAUGAUGGUCACCACAACAACCAAACCGACAGCAGCCCAACGCAGUCUGAGUGUUAAUCCCGAAGAGGAGAAGGAGAAGGAUUCGAGCCAGGCCCUGAGUCGCUCCAAUAGCAAUAGUAGCAGCGGAUCCACUACAGAUUCGGAUGGUGGCGGAGCUUGGCCACAGAACGCCAAACAGAGCAAAGAGUUGGCCAACAGCAAGAGUGCAGCUGCUCCCACCAAUGUGGGCUCCAGAAUUCUAGUGCCACGUCUCGAUGAUGAGGAGACUUUUGAGAACUUCUUUGUCUCGCAGAUAAAAAAACCAAAGCACGUGGAAGAGCAGAAGGAGCAGUUGUUGGAUCUGGAUGAUAUCAAGCCCACUGAGAGGCUCGUGACUAAACGCAAUAUACAGGGGCCAAAGGGUCGGCGAGCUGCACGUAAUCCACUCAAGAGUUUGGCUGCCCGGAGUGACAUUAGUUCGGAGUAUACCGAACAGAAAUCCGGGAUAGCCGAACGGGAACUGAGACGUCUUAAACUGGAGUCAUUCGGACAUGGACGUAGUAACUUGGCAGCUGAGGCCAUAGCCGGCUUAGCCUCUGUAGAGGAUUUCAAAUCGGUUGCUUUGCGUUCGUCUUCGUUGCCCUUGCAACAGAUGUGGCUACCCCAUAAGCCGGUAAUGCUGCUCCAUGUCAAGGGACGUACUCAUGUGCAGACGCGACUGGUUAGCCCAACGCAUCUGUCAAUGAAUCGUGGGGACUGCUUCAUCUUGGUGGCCGAAACGCAACUGUUCCGUUAUGUUGGCUCCUUUGCCAAUGUCAUUGAGAUUUCGCGCAGCAAGAAGAUCUGUGCUGCCAUUGUGGAGAAUAAGGAUCUGGGUUGCACAGCCAGUCAGGAGGUUAUACUUACCGAUGGCAAGUAUCUGAAUGAGCGACAGUGGCGUCAGUUCUGGAAAUUGUUGGGCAUCCCAUCGACGGAUGAAGCAACUCCGCCGGAAAUAGCCGAUUCGGGGCAUGCCGACGAGGAUGACGUCUUUGAGAGCAGUUUGAUUGAAACAAAUAAGAUUUACGAGUUCCAAGAUGAUGCGCUUGUGCCCAUGGAGAAAUACUGGGGAUGUAUACCCAAAGUGGAUAUGCUAGAUACGCGUAAGGUGCUGGUAUUCGAUUUCGGAAGUGAGCUGUAUGUGUGGAAUGGUAAGAACGCGCCAUCGGAUGAUAAACGUGCGGCCAUGCGUUUGGCCCAGGAGCACUUUGUGGCCCAGGAUUCGGCUGAUUAUGCCCAAUGCUAUUUGAAUCCCCUCAAUUAUGCUUCUAUUGUGGGCAAGCGGGAGAGUGUGGCAUAUGCCAAGAGAUGCCCCCAGCGGCCCGAUUGGUGUGUUUUAGGUAAAAUCACCCAGAAUAUGGAAACGAUUCUCUUUAAGGAGAAAUUCAGUGAUUGGCCCGAAUUGGAGAGGGAAGAUCUGGAGAAGGAUUAUCUGGCAAAUGGUGUGAAUAUAGUGCGUGCCCUUAAUGGGGCUGCCCUGUUCAAGGGUGAACCCUAUCAAGAGCCCAAUCUGGUGCUGGAGCAGGCCAAUUUGGGGCGUGGCAACUUCUAUUAUGACACGGAUACCAUGCGUCAUUGCGAUAUUAUAACCAAGUCCACUGAUAAAUGGCAAAUUCAUGAGUUCAACUUUGAUGCGGCCAACUCAAGGGAGGAUUAUGGUCAUUUCUAUUCAACGGAAAGCUAUAUAGUCAGAUGGAUCUAUCAAAUAUCGGUGACAGUGCGUGAACUAAGCGGCAAAGUGUCCAAUCGCAGCACUGUGGGUCGCGAUCGUUGUGUCUACUUCACCUGGCAGGGUCAGGAUUCAAGUGCUAAUGAGAAGGGUGCCGCUGCUCUCCUAACAGUUGAAUUGGACAAGGAGAAGGGCGCCCAAUUGCGUGUGGCCCAGGGCGAUGAGAGCACUGCAUUUGUGCGUCUCUUCAAGCAACUGUGGCAACAUCGCGGACGCAAGGACAAGUGUCUGGAGCGGCGUAGUCAAUGGCGAUUGUAUCAGGUGCAGGGCAAUGUCAAGGAUGAGACCCUGCUUAAAGAAGUCGACUGCCAGGCCUGCCAGUUGCGUUCACGCAGCUCCAUGUUGCUAAUCCAUGGACAACAGGGUGUGGUUCUGGUCUGGCAUGGCUCCAAGAGUUCAUCGCACACACGAACCAUUACCCUGGAGGCGGGGCAGGAUUUGAUCAAGCAAAUGUCAAAGGAUCUCUUUGCCUGCGAGAAUGCUACCCUUACCGAAAUGGAGGAGGGUUCCGAGAAUGAGGAUUGUAAACUGGCCUUGGGCUUGGAACAGCAACGACUGGACUAUCACAGUCUAUUGCAAUCAACGAAAAGCUUCGACUAUCAACUGAGAAUCUUCCAGUUUAGCAGCACUCAGGGUGUGUUUAAGGCACAGGAGUUGGUCGAUGGAUUGCGUUGCCAGGAUCUGCAUAGUCCAUAUCCAUUUGCCCAGGCCCAACUAUACAAUGCCCGACAGCCGACCAUAUUUCUGAUAGAUGAUGGCACGGAGCUGUGGCUUUGGAUGGGCUGGUGGCCCCAGGAAGAUAUUAAGCUUAAUACAGAGGAAAAGGAUCGUAGCAGUCCGUCUACAAGCGAUAAUCGAGCUGGUGUCAAUCGUUGGAUCUCAGAGAGACGAGCUGCCCUAGAGACAGCCGUUGACUAUUGGCGUGCCAAGCACGGCGAGAACGAGAAGGAAGCCUUCCAUGGCAUCAAGGGUCAAGUUGUGUGGGCUGGCCUCGAGCCAUUGGCUUUCCGUGCCCUCUUCCCCGACUGGACAGAGCGCACAGAUGUCAGAGAAAUCAAUUUAGAGGAUGGACGCACGGACACACCCAUCAUGAUAAGCACAAUGUUGGCACAAAUGACACAAACCGAGUAUCCCCUGGAUGUCCUUAAGGCCCGCCCCUUGCCCGAGGGUGUGGAGCCGACACGACUGGAGGUCUACUUGAAUGCCGAAGACUUUCAAGUGGCCUUGGGCUGCAGUCGGGCGGAAUUCGAGCAGCUGCCGAUUUGGAAGCAGACCAAGCUAAAGAAGGAACGAGGACUCUUUUAGGAGAAAAAUGCAACUUAUAGACUUGAACACACACACACACACACAAUCACAAAAACAAAGAAUUGAAAACAAUACAACAAAAAUCUAAAUUUUAGAAGCACAUAUACAAUAUGUAUACAUAUAUGUAUAUAUAUAUUUUUUUUUUUUUGAUAUGCAACGAUUGCUUUUGCAGCGGGCACUUAUAAAAAAACAUACAAUGUAUUCUACUAUAUAUGUACUAGGACUAUCACAUACACACACUCACGUGCGCAUAUCCUUAUGAACUCUCUCUAUAUAUAUUAACACACGCAUAUACACACAUACAAUUUAUAUAUCGAUUUAUAUAAGCAUCAAUGCAAAGAACUAAGCAAUAAUAAAUCUAAUCCAAACUCGCUUCAUACGAAAAA